Messenger RNA from Hippoglossus stenolepis (Pacific halibut), 1918 nucleotides. It is a transcript of the gene traf3ip2l, whose product is annotated as TRAF3 interacting protein 2-like. NCBI's taxonomy places the organism in Eukaryota, Metazoa, Chordata, Actinopteri, Pleuronectiformes, Pleuronectidae. The record is from RefSeq and is a predicted model, not a curated record. The transcript is spliced from 10 exons. Bases 210 to 1547 code for a protein of 445 amino acids. Gene Ontology annotation, biological process: humoral immune response; positive regulation of canonical NF-kappaB signal transduction.
UGCAUCGCUGAGGGAAACCACUGAACAAACUCACCUUCCGCGUCUAUGUUUUUCACUUUUCCUGAGGACUCGACUAAAACAUGAACAACUGCUAAUUAUUUGACGUUGAUGGUGAAAAACCAAACCCUGUGUGUGUGUGGAGGAGGUGAACCCGCAGCAGAGCUGAGCACGCACGAUUUUUAGAUGCAGCUUAAAUCAAACACACAUGGAUGCCAGGAGGAAGAUAUCCUAUGAUGCUGCCGUCUUCAGUUCACUCGGCUUCAGCACCAAAUAGUCACGUCAGUCACCUGAGCAGAUACAAAAGCUGCCAUUACAACACGCCUGAAGAAGACGAUGAGACCAUGAGCAUCAAGGAGCAAGAAGUCAGGGUUGUCACCAUGAUGGACUCCACCUCAAAACAUGAUGGCCAGCGCCCUCUAGCAGAGCACGCCACCUUCGCUGACGACUCCCUGUUCAGCAGACAGAGUCUGGACACAGAGCACGAACACUUACACAACCACAGACCUCUGUCUGUGCCCGGCCCGAGCUAUUUCUCCUACCGGCAUCCUCACAGUUUGCCGGCUGGGUACAAUCAGCCCACUCCGUUUCCCAGCCAGGUUGAAGGGCAGUGGUCGCACCCGAGCUGCGCCAGCAGCUGCUCGGUGUAUCCCAACAGCCUGUCGUCGUACACUGGCCAGAAAGAUUACUCCAACUUCUCUGGAGAGAGCUGCCACUCCAGGUACAAGUGCACCACUAUGAGCAGCCUAGAGCAGCCGCUCUCAUUACGCUCCAACCCGCCUUCGGCCGACUUGCGUCACCACACCUUGUCUCCGUACGCAUGCUCGCCGCAGGGAGCAGCCUGCUGCGCUCAGUGCCAUGUAGACACCUUUACCAGGGGGAUCAUGGUCCACAAACCCCCCGGACCCCAGUACCACCCAGGGCACAGCCCGUACUAUCCGGGUGACUGCAGACUUCAAGGAGUUGGACACACACAGACUGGCCACAACUCUCCAGCUAAAGAGAAGCACCCUCCUUACAGCACACUGCUGUCUCUGGAGCAGAGGAGGGUGUUUGUCACCUACGAAGCUGACAACGACAAGCACGUCAAUGAGGUCAUCAACUUUGUCGCCCUGCUGCGACACAACGGCUUUGAUACGCAUAUUGACAUUUUUGAGCAGCAGUUCAGGAGCAUAAGCAAGAUCGACUUCAUGGAGCGAUACCUCAGUGAGAAAGAAUACCUGAUCAUCAUCAUCAUCAGUCCCAAGUACUACGAGACCGUGACAGCUUCCCCUGUCAGCCUGGAGAACGACGAAAGGACCUUCAACACCGUCUACAUACACAAACAGCUCCAAAAUGAGUUCAUUCAGAAUGGAAGCAAGAAUUUCAGGUUCAUUCCCAUUUUGUUCCCCGGGGCUAAAAAGUGUCACAUCCCCAACUGGCUUCAAAACACCAACGUGUACGCUUGGCCACGUGACAGGGACGACAUUCUGCGGCGGCUCAUGAGGGUCGAGAAGUAUAACCCACCUCCGAUCGGGGAGCUGCCAACCAUUGUUUCCAUCCCCAUAUAGAGACCUCGGACCUGGACUGAAAUCCAAAACUUUCUCUCUCGACAGCUCCAGGUCAUUUUUCCAGGGGAGUGGGGAUCCAUCAUAAAUGUACAGGAUUGUUUUUUUUAUUUUACUAUGUGACUGUGUAGAUUGUAUAUUGUUGUAAUGUGUCGGGUGCUGUGUGAACUUUUCUCCUGGGAUGUGUUGCAGAAGUGUAAUUAGUUCUUUUAGAGUCCUUGCAGAAAGUGUAAAAUUGAGACUUUUAACAAGCUUCUUUGUCUUUGUUUGUUUCUUUGUCAUUUGAAGAAAUGUUUGAAUGAAAGAUUUGUUUUUAUGUUUUAUUGGGACGCACACUCGCUCAUGUGCUACUAAUAAAUCCAGAAAUCUCUGUA